Molecule: messenger RNA, 951 nt
Organism: Coffea eugenioides
Lineage: Eukaryota; Viridiplantae; Streptophyta; Magnoliopsida; Gentianales; Rubiaceae
Product: 39S ribosomal protein L54, mitochondrial-like
Exons: 3
Coding region: 280-681 (133 amino acids)
Cellular component (GO): mitochondrial large ribosomal subunit
Molecular function (GO): structural constituent of ribosome
Source: RefSeq, a predicted model, not a curated record
CUCCUUUUCCCCUUCUCAUUUUGUCCCACUCCCACCCACUGGCUGGUUCUUGCAGCGGCUUCUGAGGAGACAAGUUUGGGCUAAAGAUUGAAAGGUUUCCUCGAUUUGAUCUUCGGUGGCAGCGGGUCCUUUGGGCUGCAUCUUUUCCCUCUUACCCCUAAUUCCUCCGACGGCCAGUUGCCGCCGAUUCUUCAGUCUCGCCUUGUAGGGCAUCGUUCUCGGUGCAGCCAGCCAAGUUCUGGUGGCGACUCAGCUGAAUCGGAUAUAACUUGAAAAUACAUGGCCGGUAAUUGUCUUAGAGCAUUGAGAAGUGCCGGGGUCCCCAAGGAGGUACUUGGAGUAGGGGGCUGCCGAACAUUUUCUGCUGGAAGUGGGAAAGCAAAGAAGGGUUCUAAAGGUGGUGCGGCUGCUGAUGCUCCAAAGGAAUCAACCCUUAGCAAAGAAGUGAAAUCCACUACGGUUGUUGGUGCCAAUAUUCUCAAGGAUGGAGCAGACCCGAAGAUCUUGCCAGACUCGGAGUAUCCUGAAUGGCUGUCACACCUGCUUGAUAAACGCCCAGCACUCAGUGAGCUAAGAAGGAAAGACCUGGAAACUCUUCCUUACGAGGACCUAAAACGUUUUGUCAAACUGGACAAUCGAGCAAGGAUCAAGGAAAAUAAUUCCAUCAAAGCCAAGAACUGAGGUUACUGAGCUGCUGCUGCUGUUUACAAAAGGUCCAUGUACUGUACUCCUGUUAGAGAUUUAAGUAGUUGAUCUCAACAGAGGAUUCCCCUGUUGGUAGUUUGUUUGGGUAUUGCGUUUAUCCUGAUACUGUUCAAACUUUGGUAAGGUCUGCUGGAGUAAAUAACUUUGCAAGUUACUGCAGCAAAUCUGGUUAUGACUUUUAAAGGGACAAAUUUUCUUUAUUUCUACAAAAAAAAAAAUAAAAAAAAAUGCAGACUUUGCCAGUGU